UGGCAUUCGAGCGAAUCUCUUUUGUUUGCUGUUCACGCACUCAUCACUUUGCACGCUCUAUUGCAGUUCUCUGGCGAACUUCCAGCGGAACAGCCAACAACAACUUCAGUAUGGCAUCGUCUUUCGGAAUUAGCAGCGCUGUUGGAAUAAACUGCAUUGUUUUAGAAGAAUAAAGCGGUGCGAUUAAGUGCAGCAGUGGCUGAGCCACUUUGAGGCAACAAUUUCGACUUUUCUCGAUAAGAAUGAAGCAGCUAAAACGAGGAAUUGAGAAGAAUGGACCAGGGUAUGUUGCCCUGGUUCCAGAAGAAGCAGAAGAUAUGUGGCAUAUUUACAAUUUGAUUAGGGUUGGUGAUGUGGUCAAAAGCAAAACGAUACGAAAGGUUGUAACCGAAACGGCAACUGGUACAACUUCUAGUCAACGAAUGCAUACCGUGCUCACGAUACGUGUUGAAUCAAUUGAUUUUGAUCCUGGAGCUAAUGCCUUGCAUCUCAAGGGAAGAAAUAUUGUUGAAAAUGACUUGGUAAAACUUGGAGCUUAUCACACCCUCGAUUUGGAGCCUAACAGACGAUUUACUCUCGAAAAGACAGAGUGGGACACCAUUGAUCUGGAACGCCUCGAUACUGCACUCGAUCCGGCAGCGCAAGCGGAUGUUGCUGCUAUUGUUUUGCAUGAAGGAUUGGCUAAUGUGUGCCUUCUUACUCCAGCUAUGACUCUUGUUCGAGCUAAAAUCGACAUGCAGAUACCUCGAAAACGGAAAGGAUUCACAUCUCAGCACGAAAAGGGCAUACAACGGUUCCUUGAUGCUGUCUCAGCAGCUUUCAUGCGACAUGUUAACUUGAACGUAAUCAAAUGUGUUUUGAUAGCUAGUCGUGGCUUUUUGAAGGAGCAAUUCUUGGAACAUUUGUUACAAUAUGCUGAUGCGCAGGGUAAAAAGAUCACCACCGAACAGCGUAGUAAAUUCAUGUUGACUCACUCUAGUAGUGGUUUCAAGCACGCUUUGAAAGAGGUGUUGGAAGAUCCUGCUGUGGCCAUCCGCCUAGCUGACACGAAGGCACAAGGCGAGGUGAAAGCGCUAAACACCUUUUUCGAGUUGAUGUCUACGGAACCCGAUCGAGCAUUCUAUGGCUUCAAGCAUGUUUCGAUGGCAAAUGCUGAACAGGCGAUCGAUACGCUUCUUCUUUCGGACUCCCUGUUCAGAUCCCAAGAUUUGGCGACUAGGAAGAAGUAUGUAGCACUAGUGGAGAGUGUCAGGGAACAGAACGGAACUGUACACAUAUUUUCGUCUAUGCAUGUAUCCGGCGAACAGCUAAGUUUAUUGACCGGAUGUGCUGCUAUACUUCGAUUUCCUAUGCCUGAUAUAGAGGACGAUACCCUAAGUGACGAGGAACAAACAUAAUUUGUUUAUGGUUACUUUUACGCACUCCUAUUCUUCACAACGUCUAAAAAGAGACGUGAUUCUAGGGUGAGCUCUUGAGCCGGUUUGACCUUUUUUCAGAUUGUUUCUUGUUUCAAUCUAGUUUCAUCUGACCCGAUGCCAACCCAUAUUUUGGGUAUUCUCUUUCACUAAGUACUUGUUAUUGUUGUUAAAUUUUUGUUUGUAAACUUAUUCCACUGUAGUGCUUUCGCUUCUUGCGCUCACCAUCGUUCUCUUCACGGUCAGCUCAAACGUCUUCCACGUAUUUCACUGUGAUCUGUUCAUUCAUACAUCUCUACGCCUAUUUUACUCUCCAGCUUUGUCAGGUAGUUCAAUACGGGCGCUAGGGUUUGUGGUGUUCUGGUCACUGUCAUUACUUACGGACGAUAUAAGAGCCUGUUAAAUGCUUAGUUUCUGUGAAACAGCAGUGUAGGGUAAACAGUACAAGUUUCGUUUUUGAGAAUCGUUAUC
Molecule: messenger RNA, 1886 nt
Organism: Cylicocyclus nassatus
Lineage: Eukaryota; Metazoa; Nematoda; Chromadorea; Rhabditida; Strongylidae
Source: the annotation of a GenBank genome assembly